AUGGCGCCCGCCCAGGUUGUUGACGACGUCGACGUCGACAUGGUCCAAGAGGAGGACGAGGACCAGGAGCAGCGCCUCAUCAACGAGGAGUACAAGACAUGGAAGAAGAACAGCCCCUUUCUCUACGACAUGAUUCUCAGCACCGCCCUCGAAUGGCCUACCCUCACCACCCAAUGGUUCCCUGACGUCAAGGAGCCCGAAGACAAGAACUACCGCAUUCACAGACUGCUCCUUGGAACUCACACCUCUGAGGGCCUUCCCAACCACGUGCAGAUCGCCGAAGUCAAGAUUCCCAAGUCUGUCGCCCCGAACCCCGACGACUACAAUGAGGAGACGGGAGAGAUUGGAGGUUAUGGAAAGUCGUCAAACGGUCAGACGGCUGCCGUCGAAUUCAGCAUCGUGCAGAAGAUCGACCAUCCCGGCGAGAUCAACAAGGCGCGCUACCAGCCUCAGAAUCCCGACAUCAUCGCAACCCUCUGCGUUGACGGCAAGGUCCUCGUCUUCGACCGCACAAAGCACAGCUUGCAGCCCACUGGCAAGGUCAACGCACAGGUCGAGCUCAUUGGCCAUAAGCAGGAGGGAUUUGGUCUGGCCUGGAACCCCCAUGAAGAAGGUUGCCUCGCAUCUGGUAGUGAAGAUACCACGAGCGGAAGCCACACGCUGAAGCCCGCCCGCAAGUACACACACCACACCCAGAUCGUCAACGAUGUCCAGUACCAUCCGAUUGCGAAGAGCUUCAUCGGAACCGUCUCGGAUGACUUGACCAUGCAGAUCAUCGACGUGCGUCAACCCGAAACGAAUCGUGCCGCCGUCACCGCCAAGCGUGGCCACAUGGACGCCAUCAACGCUCUGGCAUUCAACCCCACGUCGGAAGUGCUCGUCGCAACAGCCUCUGCUGACAAGACCUUGGGUAUUUGGGAUCUCCGUAACGUCAAGGAGAAGGUCCACACCCUGGAGGGACACAACGACGCCGUCACCUCCCUCUCGUGGCACCCCCAGGAGGCCGGCAUUCUUGGCAGCGGCUCCUACGACAGAAGAGUCAUCUUUUGGGAUCUCUCCCGCGUUGGAGAGGAGCAGAUGCCGGACGACCAAGAAGACGGCCCCCCGGAAUUGCUCUUCAUGCACGGCGGGCACACCAACCACCUCGCAGACUUCAGCUGGAACCCCAACGAACCCUGGCUCGUCUGCAGCGCCGCGGAGGACAACCUCCUUCAGAUCUGGAAGGUUGCCGACUCCAUUGUCGGCAAGGACGACGGCGAUCUGCCGCUCGAUGAGAUUGACCGAUAG
Colletotrichum spaethianum is the source of this 1287-nucleotide messenger RNA. RefSeq names its product histone acetyltransferase type B subunit 2. The record is from RefSeq and is a predicted model, not a curated record. The transcript is spliced from 6 exons. Gene Ontology annotation, molecular function: histone binding. Gene Ontology annotation, biological process: regulation of gene expression. NCBI's taxonomy places the organism in Eukaryota, Fungi, Ascomycota, Sordariomycetes, Glomerellales, Glomerellaceae. Gene Ontology annotation, cellular component: Rpd3L complex; Rpd3L-Expanded complex; nucleus. The coding region runs from base 1 to 1287 and encodes 428 amino acids.